AUGAUCCUGGGACCAAUCAACGGAAUUGAUUGUGUCGCUUUUGUCAUAUUUUUAAUUCCACAACUGCUUUACCAGGUAGACCUCGGCGAGCUUCUUGGUGUGAUUCUCAGAGUAAUACCUUUUUUGAUUUUCCAACUCCCAUACCAACUUACACAUGAACGAUAUUACAACAAAAGUAGCCUUCGAUCACCUUUCACCCAACAUGCCACGCUCUUCCAGGACGUGGUCAUUCGCUGUGUGCGAUACGCCUUUGCAAAAAUCCCUGCUCGCGUAGGGAGAGUCUUCUUUUGCAAAUGGGUCACAUAUCCAUUCUUUCGGUUUCGUCUGUUGCGACACGGAUACCUGCAUUGCCCGAUGUUUUAUCAGGAAGUCAUCAGACAUGGUGCCAGAGGUCUUUGGAUCGUGGAUGAUCCAGACCGCGACCCGGACAUCAUUAUUUACUAUGCUCAUGGUGGCGGGUUCUCCAUGGGUUCAGCAUAUUUCUAUAUCGAGUUCCUGAUGGCCUGGGCGACUCGAUUAAAAGAAAGUGGCUUCAAGAACCCAGCCGUGUAUGCUUUGGAAUAUACUCUCGUCCCGGAUGCGCAGUGGCCCGUCCAAUUUAAUGAGACCCGGGCAGGGUAUACUUUUCUUCGAGAGACGUUCGGGGAUGGCUCAGCAGCCAAGAUCUGUGUGAGCGGUGACUCGGCAGGAGCAACACUGGUCCUGAGCAUGCUGCUCCAGCCUGGUCAUCUCGAACAAGAUCCUCAAUACCAGUCGCUACAUCGACCAGGUCUGGCGAUACUGCUUUCGCCUUGGACACAUCUUGUAUCGGAUUUGAACCAGAAUACGCCCAGUUGCUAUCUGGAUCGAAACAGCCUGCAUCUGUACGCAAGGCAAUAUGCAGGAGAGGCAACCAGGACGGAUGGGGUCAUUUCACCCGGACUCUGCACUGGGCGCUGGAAACAAGCGUCGCCGCUGAACGGGUUUCGGAUCAUAUACGGGACUGAAGAGGUGUUUGGUCCUGGGAUCCAAGAGAUGGUGGACCACAUGAAGAAAAACGGCGCCAUGGUCAAGGUCUAUGAGCAAGAAGCAGGCAUUCAUGCCUGGCCUGUGGUGAAUUUGUUCCUCGGUGCGACUCGAGGCGAACGCCUGCAGGGCCUCGAUAUCAUGACCGACUUCAUUCUGUCCUCAAGCCUGGCAUCAAGGUUAUAG
Cladophialophora psammophila CBS 110553 is the source of this 1191-nucleotide messenger RNA. RefSeq lists its product as uncharacterized. Bases 1 to 1191 code for a protein of 396 amino acids. Lineage: Eukaryota; Fungi; Ascomycota; Eurotiomycetes; Chaetothyriales; Herpotrichiellaceae. The record is from RefSeq and is a predicted model, not a curated record. The transcript is spliced from 3 exons. Gene Ontology annotation, molecular function: hydrolase activity.